Archocentrus centrarchus (flier cichlid) is the source of this 1142-nucleotide messenger RNA. RefSeq names its product CMP-N-acetylneuraminate-beta-galactosamide-alpha-2,3-sialyltransferase 1-like. Bases 201 to 1142 code for a protein of 313 amino acids. Gene Ontology annotation, molecular function: beta-galactoside (CMP) alpha-2,3-sialyltransferase activity. Gene Ontology annotation, cellular component: membrane. Lineage: Eukaryota; Metazoa; Chordata; Actinopteri; Cichliformes; Cichlidae. The record is from RefSeq and is a predicted model, not a curated record. The transcript is spliced from 8 exons. Gene Ontology annotation, biological process: sialylation.
CAUACAGGAUGUUCUUGCCUCACCUGCCUGCUGGUUUACUUCAUCUUUUUGCUGUGUGUCCUUUGUCCUGUCUUCCUCCCCUCAUUCCCAACUGGUCACAACAGAUGGCUGCCUCUCCCUGAGCCUGGUUCUGCUGGAGGUUUCUUCCUGUUAAAAGAUUAGAUCUGUUCUUCAUCAAAGCUGCCAAGCUGUAUCUCAGAAUGAGAAAAUCCAGGGGUCGCAUUUUCCCACUACUGACUAUCACAGGAAUUGUUUUGGUCGCCAUCCUUUUAUGGGAUUUAUCUGGAUAUUCCCUCUGUCAUCGGGAAUUGAGCCGUUGUGGCUGUCACAAGUGUUUAACAGACAGUGAUCCUUGGUUUAAUGAGAUCAUCGGUGAAGCUCCUAAACCCUUUCUGUCAAGGAAAUAUAAACUCUCAGAGGAUGAUUUCAGCUGGUGGAAGAACUUGCAGGGGGCAAAACAUCAAAACUUGACUUUGUACAAUCAAACAGUAGACAAGCUGUUUUCGAUACUCACACCCAUUACAGAUGUUGCAGAACCCAGGCCCGAUCGCUGUAGGACUUGUGCUGUGGUGGGGAAUUCUGGAAAUUUGAAAGGAUCGCGUUAUGGAGCUCUGAUAGAUUUCCAUGAUAUUGUAAUAAGAAUCAACUACGGGCGCACCAAAGGCUAUGAGACAGAUGUUGGAACCAGAACAACUCAUCGUGUCAUGUAUCCAGAAAGUGUUACUAAAUUGGACAACACAACUCAUCUUCUGUUUUUUCCAUUUAAAACACGUGAUUUUCUGUGGCUUUACAAGUGUUUAAAUCCAGGAGAAAGCGAUUUUCGCCACUCCGACAAGAUAGCAAACAAGGAUUUGAUAAUGAUCCUCCAUCCAGCUUUCAUAAAAUAUGUUCAUGAAGUCUGGCUGGGAAACAAGGGAUCUUAUCCAUCCACUGGCUUUCUUACUGUGGUUCUCAGCUUAUUUAUGUGUGAUGAGGUCACUAUUUUUGGGUUUGGAGCAGACAGCGAGGGAAACUGGAGUCACUACUUUGGCAUUCUCAGAAACAAACAAUUAAAAACAGGAGCUCAUCCAGGACAAUACGAAUAUAGUAUAAUUGAGAAAUUACACAAGAAGAAAAUAAUUACUUUUUUUAAAGGAUGGUAA